CGCGAAAUCCAGGUGUAUUGACCUUUCUGAUCAGGAUUGUGUCCAUCAUGGCCGACUUGCCAUCAUUCUCUAUACCCACUCUGUACACGCCUUCAAAUCUUGAAUCUGACCCAGAUUUAGUCACUGAAAUCACCAGUCUUAUCAAGGAUGCCUUCGCUCGUUCGAAAAAGUCAGAUCCUAUGAAGUGGCAGCAAGGGGAGAGAAAAAGAUUUCCAAGUCACGACCUUUACUUGGAGAUGCUUGGUAGUGAGGGCGUAGCAGCUGUGAUCUUCGAUGAGGACGUAGCAGAACGGAAAGUCAUUGCUGUCGCAGCUGCAGUGCCAUGGCAAGGCGGAUGGAGAAAAGAGGGAGCUGGAAUUGAGGAAGGAUGGGAGAUCAAGGCGGUUGCAGUAGAUGGCGAUGCGCGGUACCUGGGACGCGGCCUUGCGGUCCAAUUGUAGGCCUUUUUUGAGUAACACCUUGUCCUGAAAUCGAAGCAGUUGGGUAUCUCAACUACAGGAAGGGAGUUUGUGAGACGUACCGACUGACCCUCUGGAUCCUGGCAGCAGAGUGCAUCAACGGCGUAUAUUGGAGAAAGAGAGGGUAUGAGGUGGUGCGAAGGAGCAUUGCUGAGCCGCCCACCUGGGGCGUUCUAACAAGCUUCAAG
Molecule: messenger RNA, 646 nt
Organism: Macroventuria anomochaeta
Lineage: Eukaryota; Fungi; Ascomycota; Dothideomycetes; Pleosporales; Didymellaceae
Exons: 1
Coding region: 48-440 (130 amino acids)
Source: RefSeq, a predicted model, not a curated record